AUGCAAGCAUACACUCAUACUCUGUCCGAUGAGGAGAUUCAAAACAAAACCAUGUAUGUUAAGAUGAAGCAAUACAAAGAUGCGAUAAAGCAAGAUAUAUUUUCCACUCUUAUAAACAAGCCCAUGAGAAAUGAAAUAAUCAUUGAGAAAUUGAAAAAAGAAAAUGAUAGAAUCCAUGACCCUGAAGCAAAGGAGGACAUUAAAUAUGGGAUUAGAGUCUUGUUGUUACUUUCCGACUUUUCGGAGGAGACGGAAUCUCUCGAAUAUGCAACACAAGCACACAACAAGUCUUCUAUCAUUUCCAGCUCCAAGUACAAACAAGCCUCAGCUUGCCGAAUUCUCGUACACAAAGCUUUUGAAAAUAAUAGUAAUGCUGAACUUGCGCAAGAAGCUUUGGAGAUGCGAUCAAACUCCAAAAAUUUUCAAUCCAGCUUAAAAGACUGCGCAAAUGCUUUCUUUUUAAUGUAUCUAACAACUGCAAAUUACUACGAAGAAUCCUCGAAUUACUGUAUGAAAGCUUCUUUGUUUGAUCAACAAUUCGAAUCUAGGUGGUGUUUAAUUCAAGAACGGAAAUUGGAAACAUGUUCUUUGGAAGAAAUGAAGUUAUAA
Molecule: messenger RNA, 609 nt
Organism: Naegleria lovaniensis
Lineage: Eukaryota; Heterolobosea; Eutetramitea; Acrasida; Naegleriidae
Exons: 1
Coding region: 1-609 (202 amino acids)
Source: RefSeq, a predicted model, not a curated record